Messenger RNA from Momordica charantia (bitter melon), 1531 nucleotides. NCBI's taxonomy places the organism in Eukaryota, Viridiplantae, Streptophyta, Magnoliopsida, Cucurbitales, Cucurbitaceae. The record is from RefSeq and is a predicted model, not a curated record.
GCAGAGGAAAAGAUGCGGAUGACCCAUGAGAGGCAGCGCCAGAAGCUAAAACGUUUAACCGAGAGAGGUGCUGAUGCCCCGAAAGUGGAGGCCACUCGAAUUUCCAUAGAUAGUCUUUCGACAAACUUAAAAAUUGCGAUUCAGGUUGUCGACAAGAUUUCUGUGUUGAUAAAUAAGAUUCGGGAUGAAGAACUAUGGCCACAAGUGAAUGAACUGAUUCAAGGGUUAACCAGGAUGUGGAAAGGUAUGCUCGAAUGCCAUCAGUUUCAGUUUCAAGCGAUUAAAGAAUCGAGGGGUUUAGGCCACAUUAGAUAUGGUGAAAAGCCUAGUGAUCUCGAUCUUCGAGUGACUUUGCAACUCGAUCAUGAGCUUAUUAGCUGGACAUCUAGAUUCUCGGGUUGGAUAAGUGCCCAGAAAAAUUUUGUGAGAGCCUUGAAUAAUUGGCUACUGAAAUGCCUCCUGUACGAGCCUGAAGAAACACCCGAUGGGAUCGUUCCAUUCUCGCCCAGCAGGGUCGGUGCACCACCCAUAUUUGUAAUCUGCAAUCAGUGGUCACAGAGUGUGGACAGAUUCUCUGAGAAGGAGGUCGUCGAUUCGAUGCACAUGUUCGCUAAGAGCGUGCUUCAAAUCUGGGAGCAUGACAAGCAAGAAGUGCAGCAGACGAUGAUAACAAACAAGGAUCUCGAAAGGAAAGUGAAAAGAAUCGACCGAGACGACCAGAAGUUGCAGAAAAAGAUUCAGACAUUAGAAAAAAAACUGAUUCUGGUUACUGGACAUGUGCAAGGGGAUGAAACUGGGAACAGCAGCCUGCAGGCAGGUCUGCAAUCCAUCUUCAAGGCCCUCGAAAGGUUUGCAUCAGACUCGAUGAAAGCUUAUGAGGAGCUUCUGCAACGAAGUGCUGAAGAAAGCGCCAAGACAAGAACAUGAAGGAGGUUGAUUGUUUCUUGUCAUUUGAAUCACCACCAGACUACCUAUGACAAACACCAUCAAAGAGUUGGUUGAUAAUCCCUUCCCUCAGUUUGUACCGACUCGAACCUAACCAUAAACUCGAGGGGCUGGAGUAACUAACUCAGUUGCAGACCGUGCAGGCAGGCGCUAAAUAUCAUUUUCGAAACAGCAGUUGCUGCUACAUCCUUCAGUCACAACUCCCUCCCGUUGGAACUCAACAGAAGGGUGUUUGACAGUUCGGUUUCUCGGGAUCGGUGGUUGGACAGCCAUGGCUGGCCCUCGAGGCCGGCCUGAUCGCAUGGGGAAGUCGUGGCAUCUGGGGGAAUUGAGCAAGUUCUUUGCAGAUGAUAAAUAAUGGAGGAUCCAAGAAAGAGAAGCUGAAGCUCAUGGAAGAAUUGGCUAUGUUUUUUGGUUGAAUUAUUGUUGUAUACAAAGCUUUUUUUUGGGAGUGUAGUGUAAAGAAAUGAGAUGAAAAAUGAAAAGAGAGAGCUUACGGAAAAGAAUUAUAAAUAAUUCAAUCUCUCUAAAUUACUUGAUGGUUUUCAAACUAAUAAAAUCAAUUCUGCCUUGGAUUGCUAAAUCU